Messenger RNA from Copidosoma floridanum, 978 nucleotides. RefSeq names its product mitochondrial ribosomal protein S9. Gene Ontology annotation, cellular component: ribosome; mitochondrial small ribosomal subunit. Gene Ontology annotation, molecular function: structural constituent of ribosome; RNA binding. The record is from RefSeq and is a predicted model, not a curated record. Gene Ontology annotation, biological process: translation. NCBI's taxonomy places the organism in Eukaryota, Metazoa, Arthropoda, Insecta, Hymenoptera, Encyrtidae.
AUGGCAGUGUCUAAUGCGAUGUUUUCGCAAAUUGCGGUUUUGAAAAAUGUUGUCACGUCGGGAAACGUAGCAUCAAAGUUAUUUAUGAGGAUUUCUGACAUAACGAAAAAUAUUUGCCUAUAUUCCACCACGAAUACAAGUACAAGCGUUGAUAAUGUUUCAAUAACAGCUCCACAGAAGAAAAUGAGUAAAGCUAUGUUGGCCUACUUAGAAAGAGCCAAAGCUUAUGAUACUUUCAUCAAGAAAGAAACAGAAGAUUACCAAAUAGGAAAAAGACAUUUAGCAAACAUGAUGGGAGAAGAUCCGGAUAAUUUUACAGAUCAAGAUGUUCAAAGUGCCAUACAAUACCUAUUUCCAUCGGGGAUACACGACAAAAUGGCCAGACCAGUAAUGAAACCACCAGAAGAAAUUUUCCCUCGCAGAAAAGCUGCUGAGUUUGAUGAAACAGGAAGACCAUACCAUUCUAUGUUUUACACAACUAGACCAAAUUUUUUCAAAGAUAUUGUUGAAGAGUUAGAAAAUUUGGACAAUUUUGAAGACAGUAUGAUAAGGAAAGGUGUGGCUCCUAAACCAGAAAAUAUGAUGGAUUUAUCAACAUCAGAUUGGUUAACUCAUCAAGAAUUAGAAAAAGUUCUUUUGGAGAAACUCUAUGAUUAUGAUUACGAAUAUUUCAUUGCAUCAAUACAGAGGUUAGCUGAUCAUCCAUAUUCUGAAAAAGCUAAAGGAACGCUUUCAAGAUUCAGACAAGAAAGAAGAGUGGUUGCAGAGUCGUUAUCUGUUGCAGAGUUUGAGUACGAUGCAGAUGGCCGGCCUUUCAUAGUGGUGAAAGAUUGUAUGAGAAAAAGUGCAAGAGCCGAAGUUACCGUCAAAGGAGCAGGUUCAGGUAUUAUUACAAUCAACGGUCGGACUUUGAUACAAUACUUCGCGGACGAUCAGGAGCGGGAACAGGUAACCACGACAUAUUUGUACCAAAACUAG